AUGGCAGACACACAGGAAGCUACCACUCGGCCCAAUGCAUCGGCGAUCACCGAGCACAUCGCCGAAAAAGGCUACCAGUCCCCCCACCUCGCAACAUCCGCGCAAGUCCAGCACAACCUCGAGCACCAACACCUCUGGAUCUCUAUAAUGGGGCAUAUCAUUCCUGGACAAGCAGAUGACUCAAACACAUUAAGCAAAGACCCCCUCCAACCACCGAAAGAACCAAUUCCUCUGCUUUCCGGCUACCCCCCACACCGCGUGUACACACAUCCAGACGAGCAGUUGUACAUGCUAGAAAACGGGAUCCGCGAAGACGACCUCGAGCCGGAGCGCAUGUUCGUGGUCCCAACUACGCAGGGUCAGCCAUGGACCUUGCGCCAUAUGGCUGCUGUGUUUGACCGGCUUCCUGAAUUCAAGCAAAAGGCUGCAGAGCAUGAUCGAUCUGUCGAUCCCACAAGCAUGCAGCCCGAGGCAGAGGGUCUAGAUUCUCAAAAGUCAGAGAAGCUAGCUCAGUACUAUGAUAAGAAGGAGAAGGCUCGUUUGACCAAAGAAUGGGGCUCGCAAAGGGUUUUGCUUGCUAUGGUGGAUAAGGGGAUGGGUGGAGACGGGACGGUGGCAUAUUAUGUUGUGCAUGAAGGCGAGGUGAAGCCGAGGCAGAACUGA
Messenger RNA from Penicillium concentricum, 663 nucleotides. RefSeq lists its product as uncharacterized. The transcript has a single exon. Gene Ontology annotation, biological process: tRNA-type intron splice site recognition and cleavage; tRNA splicing, via endonucleolytic cleavage and ligation. The record is from RefSeq and is a predicted model, not a curated record. NCBI's taxonomy places the organism in Eukaryota, Fungi, Ascomycota, Eurotiomycetes, Eurotiales, Aspergillaceae. The coding region runs from base 1 to 663 and encodes 220 amino acids. Gene Ontology annotation, cellular component: tRNA-intron endonuclease complex.